Messenger RNA from Dermatophagoides pteronyssinus (European house dust mite), 1756 nucleotides. It is a transcript of the gene Amun, whose product is annotated as protein amun. The record is from RefSeq and is a predicted model, not a curated record. Gene Ontology annotation, biological process: DNA repair. Lineage: Eukaryota; Metazoa; Arthropoda; Arachnida; Sarcoptiformes; Pyroglyphidae. Gene Ontology annotation, molecular function: catalytic activity.
AUUUGAACAUAACCAUAUUGAGUUUCUGAAAAUCGAGAUUCGAUUCUUGAAAUUUAUUUUUGUUUGUUUUGGAUCGCGUUGUACCAUCAUCAAUAUCAACAUCAUCAUCGUUGUCAUCGUCGUGAUCAAUUGCAUUCGGUGUCCUCAUUGCCCAUUUUUGUGAUUGGAAAAUUCAAUCACAAAUCCAUUUUUUUUCUGUAUUGAAAACACUGUAAUAAUCUGAUAAUCAGGAAGACGGCCAAAUGGUUGAACCAUCAGAUUCGAGUUUGGCAUUCUUCCAAAAAGCAUCGCCAAAACAAUGGCGUUUUGUAUAUGAGCUUCGUCGUGAUGCUAUCAAAUUGAAGGCCGAUCAACGGUCAUUUAAAAAAGGUGGACCAGAAGAAUUCAUCAAAUUAGAUACAUGGUUUCGUGAGAAGCUACCACAAAUGAUACAUUCGCGUAAAGAUCCACAUGUUCUUUACGAAGAAUUGGUUCAAAUCGCCAAAUGGCGCCUUAUGAUGGGUAAAUAUCGUCCUAAGAUGUUAGAUUUGGUUCGUAUUAAUACAGAAACGUCAGUGGUCAAUAUCACAAGAAAAGCGUUCAAAAAGAUGCACCAUCAAAAAAAUCUUCAACAAGCCAUCACACAAUUGGUCAAUCUUAAAGGUAUUGGCCCAUCCACUGCUUCUGCUGUGUUGGCUGCCGCUUAUCCCGAACAAGCACCAUUCAUGUCCGAUGAGGGUAUGCUUUCGACACCAGGCGUUGAAGCCACAGAUUCGACCAUUGCUGAAUUCAACAAUUAUUCGGAACAACUUCGGAACAAGACUGAAUCGCUCCGUCAAUCAGAUCCAGAUUACAAAUGGACUCCACAUAAAGUAGAUCAGGUGUUGUGGAUAUAUUAUCUCAUAAAAGAUUCAAACCCGACACUGUUAGAUUCAAUGCCACGUGGUGAUGAUGAAUCAAUCAAUACUGAUAAUAAUGUUUCACAAUUAUCGGAUGCGGCUGAUGAUAAUGCAAACGUGAUGGCACCAACCACCACAUCGAUAAUUGGUGCUGAUGGCGAUGAAUCGUCUUCACAGGAUGUGCUGCUUAACCAUAAUCACAAUGAAUCAUCGUUGAAUGGGUCAUUAGAGGAUUCCGAAUCUGCAUCGGUUCCAUAUUCCGAAGAAGAUUUAAGCAGUCAAGGUGCUGCAUCAUGUUCAGUUGAUUCGACAGCCGCCACGAUCGGUUCUGAUGUGUCGGCUGUUUGCACAAUGCCCUCUUCGUUGGGAUCACCUCCAUCGAACAUCAUAGCAUCGAUUACGUCUACGCCAAUAAUUAUUGGUUCACAACCGAUAACCAAUGGUGUCAAUGGUAAUAGUAAUGCAAAUGGCGGUGUCAUCAACACUAACAAUAAUCAAACAACGACAUCAAACACAUCAUCAUCUGGGAUCGGUGAAGAGGAUUCUAAUCUUUCGGCUGACGAUCAUCACCAACAAAGGAUGAUAUCUUUAACGUCAAACAUAGAGAUGAAUCAACAGCCACGAAUGCUAACGCCAUCGGAAGAGAAUUCUGUGGAUAAUUCAGUCGGUGAUGAUGAAGUUUCUUUGGAUGAAGCUCCGCCAAUGAAAAAACAAAAAACUGGAUUAGAUUUGGUCGCAACUGCCGAACCUACAGGUGCGGAAGCUUGAUUAUUCUAUUUAAAACAUUAAAAUGAAUUCGGCUGACCAUUCAACAUUCGUGAACAACUCCAAUUCUCUUCGUCAGUGUGGAUAAAUUUUGCAUACAGAAUACAUUUUAA